CUCCACACCAGGAACCCAGCAAGCAAAAAGUCGGAUUUACCUCCAUCAUAAACAGAGAGAAAGACGCACACGCCAACGCAAAACGAAAGGGGGGAAUUCUUGAACGUUGUACUCCCUGCCGGUAGGGUGACAUUCGUUGGACCUUCUAGAAGGAAAGAAGACAAAGGCCAAAUCAAAUCAAAUCUCGAUAAACCGGAUUCCUAUCUUCUAAAAUCCUGCGCAGCUUCGAGCGCUUAAGCACCGAGGUAACUGUACCAUUUCAAAAAAAGAAGAGAUGGCUGCGCAUACCGAGAGCGCGCAGCUGGCCAGUCGGCUCGAUGGACUGGUCAUGGUCAUCCCGGACCUGCGCCGGAUGGUCAGCCACUGGCCGUCUGGGAAGAAUGUUCACGCCUCCGAGGUUGAGGGGUUGAUUUGCAAACUCCUUGAGCAGAGCGAUACGUCACCAAAAGACAAGGCCAACGUCCUGGAAGCGAACCCGGCUCUCCUGGCAUCAUGCCUCUGGCCCAACGCAGCAAGAGAGAGACUUGGCACCUUGACGCUCAUGGUGCUCUGGCAGGGCAGACUCGAUGACCACAUUGAGAGCCUCGAGUACAAAAGCGCGGAAAAUGCCAAGGACUUUCGAAAUAAGGCGAAGGACUACAUUGCGCAGUAUCUUCAGCUUUCUGAAGGGCCCAAGGAGGCGUCGACGAACCCCGUCAUUGCGGGUUUCCAGCCGGUUGCCAAAGUCAUUUGCCAGCAGUACGACCGAGAUCAGCGCAGGAGGUUGAGGGUCAGUUUAUUCGAGUACAUUGACUCGACGGUGCAAGAGAUGCGGUAUAUCCAGAACGGACACGCACCGACGACGUUGUCGUAUGAGAAGCUUCGCAAGAAGACAGGGGGCGCUGGCCCUCUGUGUGCCUUGGCAGAGUUCGCAUCUGGAUCAGAGUGGCCGGCGCACGUCGUCAAUACGCAGCCAUAUAAGAUGAUCCUGGAGUCGGUCAGCGUCAUCAUCGGCCUGACGAAUGACUUGCUCUCGCUGAACAAGGAGUUGCGAAAAGGCCGUACUCUCAACGCGGUGCCGGUGCGGUACUGGAACGGUAAAGACGGCAGUGACCUGGAGAGUGCCGUCGGAGAAGUCGUCGAAGAGAUUGACAAGGCCAUCAAGCAGCUUGACGUCUGCGAGCGGAGGUUGAUCAAUCAGAGCCAGGUGGAUGCGGAUGCGAUUCGGAAGGUAACUGCGACGCUCAAGACGAUUUGCACUGGCAACUUGACUUGGAGGUUUGUCCACCAAAUGCUGAUGGAAGCUUGAGGCAGGAGUUGAGGGCUCCCGAUUCAUGAGGUAGAGCGAAAUGGGUGGAACGGAGACGGCAAUGGACGAUGAUAAUGGAUGGUCAUGAGUGCUAGAAUAAUAGCUGGGCGGCAACGCCGCGAGUAGAACGCCCGUAAUGAUGAAUGAUACCCCCAAGGGCCCUAACCUCAUGGGUCAAUUGACAAACGGCCAAGUACUGAGUUCCAACGCGUGGGGUGCGGGUUGAUACCUUAAGUUGACAGCCCCCGGGC
Colletotrichum phormii is the source of this 1539-nucleotide messenger RNA. Its product is annotated as isoprenoid synthase domain-containing protein. The record is from RefSeq and is a predicted model, not a curated record. Lineage: Eukaryota; Fungi; Ascomycota; Sordariomycetes; Glomerellales; Glomerellaceae. The transcript is spliced from 8 exons. Bases 275 to 1288 code for a protein of 337 amino acids.